AUGAUGGACAAUGCAUCCCUUAACCCCCGCACCGUAUUCCCCCAAGGACCAAGCUUCACCCUAGAAGACUUCUCCAGCCGGGACUUCAUAGUGAAAGAAUUUAUCGAAGCGCUAUCCGACACAGCAAUUUCCACCCGACGCUCAAUAGGUCCCGUCUCGAACCAGCCGUUCGACCCAAAGCCGCUAAUCCGCACCUUUGAAGGCGCCCAACGCCGCCUAAACGAGCUAUCCGGCGAUCUCGAGCUCCGCGAGAAUGAACUUUCCGCUGCUGUGCGCCGCGCAGAAGCACAACACAGCCAGAAUCUCAAUACCCUCGGUCAGAAAUUGCGUCAUACGAUCGAAUCCUUCCAGCAGCUGGAUACGUCGCUGAAUUCCGGUCGUGAUGCGGGCGGGACGGGCAAUAUGGCGGUUGAGACGGGAAGGCGGCUAGAAGAGCUUGAUCGGCAACGGCGGAGAGCGCUGGACGCCCAUUUCCUCAUUCAGUGCUGGGAUGGGGUCUGCAAUCGUGGUGAGAUAUCGUUGUUAGAAGCAUUGCGACGGUCGGGCACCGGUGAGGCGAAGGUCAGGUCUGCUCAUAUUGCGCGACAGCUGCUGCGGAUCAGUCAGCGGUUGGAUCCGCAGAGUUGGCAGGAGCAUUCAUCGAACAGGAAUGGCAAUAGCAAUGGGUAUGAGAGUUCGUCAGAGGAUUUGAGUGAGAGUCCUGCGCCAAGACGAAAUACCAGGGAGAUUAUUGAGAAGUUUUCUGAGACGCUGGAAAAGGAUUUGUUGAAGCAGUUUGAUGAUUUCUAUCGAAAGGCCAACUUUGAUGGGAUGAGGGACUGUGCGACUGUUCUGCAGGAUUUCAAUAGUGGUGCCAGUGUCAUUGCGCUGUUCGUCAACCAACAUCAAUUCUUCAUUGAUCGCAGCCAGCUCGUUACUGAGGAGGUUGGCGGGGAUCCCGAGUCAUGGGAGAAAUUGGCCGACCCAGAUGCAGAGUUACCUGGUGUGGAACCUAGUCUUCAGUCGUUGAUCGAUGAGGUCAAGAUUGUUGUACAGGAGGAAUCUGCAAUCAUUCGACGGGCGUUUCCCUACUAUGAGCAAGUGCUGGGUAAAUUUCUACAGCGGGUGUUCCAGCAAUCGAUCCAGCAAAGGCUUGAAAUGGUCUUGGAGAAAGCUUCUGGGGCUUCGUCGCUGGCUUUCCUACGUUGUCUACAAAGCUCACGCGGGUAUAUCAGUGCCUUAAUUGAAGACCUAAAACAGCACGGAUUGACCGAACAUCCCGAUCCUGUCUCAUCUCAAACAGCUGUGUUGUUGGAUCAACAAUUAGAGGACUUGUUUGUUCCCUAUUUUGUCGGAUCGUCAUACAUCGAACGCGAGAAGCGAACCCUGGAAGAACUCCUGCAAGCGGUUUUAUUCAAAUUCACAUCCUACCAUGCCCGGCGCAAGAAGGCCGCAACAACUUUCAUGGCUUCCAUCCGAGCAGGGUCGGAGCUUCUCUCCACGACCAGGGAUGCAUUCAUCAACCGAUUGGACUCACCCGAAGUCUCGCCAAUCCAACGUAGAGUCCUUCUCAGCGUAGCUAAGAUCAGCGAAACGCUAGAGACAACGCGAUUGACCGAGAUCAAGCUCACAGAAGAAGACGGCCAGCCAAACCUCAGUGACGCCAAACGCAUGCUCAAGUGGCUAGCAGAGGCCGUGGGCCGAGGUCUCGAACUGAGCGUCAACAGCGAUACUCCAAAGGAUGUAUCGGCUUUGUUGAACUUGCUUCUGAUCACAAUGGGAGACGGAUACGUGGAUGUGUGUCUUGACGCCGCUCUGGAAGCGGCAACUUCACAAGAGUCCGCCAAGGCAGAGCCCGACUUUUCAUAUCUUUUCUCGGUGCGGACAACAAUCAGCAUUACUACAUUGAUGGUGAUGUGUGUUCAUGCAGUGCUUCUCCCCCUGUCAGCAGGGAGCAUCACUACCCGGCGAGACAUGGAGAAGCGCACAACUCAGACAACUUCACGGAUCGAAGACAAAAUCAACACUAUCGAGCAGAAGACCAUCGACGCAACUUUGGCUUGGGUAACAAGACUUCUAUCUGGACAGAAAAAGAACGACUUCCGACCAAGAGAAAGCGACAACACAGCUUGGCUGGAGAUGCUCCAAACACCCACCUGUGCCUCCAUAACAUCCUUCCUAACCCGCCUCCACAACAUCGCCCGCACAUCCCUCCCAUCUAGCGGCGCCAAUAUCCGCCAAGUCCUGACAGAAAUCGCACUCGGCACUCGCCGCCUGCUCCUAGACCACUUCAAACGCUUCUCGGUUAGUGGGCCGGGUGGUCUGAUGGUCACCAAAGAUAUGACCCAAUAUGCCGAGUUGUUCAAAUCAUGGGACAUCGAUGACGAAGCCAAGGGCCCAGGUGGCGCGCUGGACGUGUUACUCGAAGUGGGCAGUUUAUUCGUUAUUGGCCUUGAAGCUCUGAGGGAGCGCAUUCGCGGCGGUGCUGCAAGUGGAACUACCGGGUCUUCGGGGUCGGGGCCAUCGGUGAGGAACGCUCAAGAGGGCAAGUUAAGUGUGCAGGAAGUUAGGGCUUAUGUUUCCAGAAGGGAGGACUCAAAUACUUUUGCUAUGCAACAAGUUCUUAAUGCUUUGUAA
Penicillium soppii is the source of this 2616-nucleotide messenger RNA. RefSeq names its product exocyst subunit SEC10. Gene Ontology annotation, biological process: Golgi to plasma membrane transport; exocytosis. Bases 1 to 2616 code for a protein of 871 amino acids. Gene Ontology annotation, cellular component: cytoplasm; exocyst. The transcript has 2 exons. Lineage: Eukaryota; Fungi; Ascomycota; Eurotiomycetes; Eurotiales; Aspergillaceae. The record is from RefSeq and is a predicted model, not a curated record.